Molecule: messenger RNA, 1596 nt
Organism: Mycosarcoma maydis (corn smut)
Lineage: Eukaryota; Fungi; Basidiomycota; Ustilaginomycetes; Ustilaginales
Exons: 1
Coding region: 1-1596 (531 amino acids)
Source: RefSeq, a predicted model, not a curated record
AUGUGUAUCUCUUCGUCGUCACGCCGCACGCUUACUGGUGCAGCGAAGGCAAUGCGCCCAUCACUCGACACAUCCGCCGCCUCGCGUUCUGCUACUGUUCCUCCUCUGCCGCCGCUUCCGCCUGCGAAGGCUGGCAAGGAAGAAGGCACAAUUGCAUCGGUUUUUGCAUCCCUCUCGGGUGGCACGCUUGAAGACGCUCUCCCAGACCGUUUCGCGCAACUCAAACAGUCGCUCGUCACUUCGCCUUCGCACGCCGAGCAUCUACAUCGAACUUGGCGCAGCAUCCUAUCGUCACUCUCAAGGCGCGUCUCUGAAACAGUGGAAUUGGGUGGUGACUGUAUUCCUGAACUCGACUUUCCCUCUACUUCAAGCACCACAGCAGCUGGACCUUUGGAGAACUGGACGGAUGCAAAGACUUUGGACGCCAUCAAGCAGCGAGGCGUGGCCGUGAUACGAAACGUGAUUCCAUCGAAACACGUCUUGCAGUGGAAACAAGAUAUUCAAGUGUAUGCAAAGCUCAAUCGAGCAAAAGGCUUCCCACAGGACAACCCGCAGGUGUAUGAGCUCUACUGGACUCCGGCACAGUUGGCUGCUCGCUCGCACCCUAACCUGCUUGCUACGUGUGAGCGGUUCCUACAGCUCUUUCAUCGACCUUUGGCCUGCAACACUGCCGCCGAGGAUGACAUUUCAAAAACGUGCUCUCUCGCUCACCCACUGAACUACGUGGAUCGACUGCGCAUCCGCCAGCCUGGCGAUUCCAAGUUCGCGCUCGGUGCACACAUUGACGGCGGUGGUAUCGAACGAUGGGAGUGCGAUGAAUUCCGUGGACUCUGGCACCACAUUCUCACGGAAGGGGCCGAAUGGCAGUUGCACGAUCCGUGGUCGCUGGGGCUGAAUGGAGAGCGAAUGGCGGCGAAAACAGACAUGUACGGUGGUCCUGGCCAGUGUGGUGUUUUCCGGCCGUUGCAAGGUUGGCUUUCCAUGUCAAACACCAAGGCUGGAGAAGGAACGUUGAAGGUGUUGCCUUUCUUGAAAGAGUCUACGGCGUACAUUGUGCUACGACCGUUUUUCACAUGUAUCAAGCCGGAAUCCGCCUGUAGCAGCAGAGAAGACUACCUGGCAGAAUCCAACUGGAGGCUGGACACCACAUCGCGCAAAUUCCCUGGCUGCAGUCUGGGACACAACAUCGAGCUUUCCCCGGAAACGCAUCCGCAUCUCGAGCUGAACCAGACAAUGACAAGCAUCCCGCAUGUCUUCCCAGGCGAUAUGGUGCUCUGGCACUGCGACGCAGUCCACUCGGUCGAAAACAGACACGACGGCAAACGCGAUAGCAGCGUCAUGUACAUCCCCGCCAUCCCCACUACCAAGCUCAAUUGGAACUACAUCAUCCACCAAAGGCGUUGUUUCGAGCAAGGUCUUCCGCCACCAGACUUCCCCGGUGGUCAAGGCGAAUCCACUUUCCACGGUAGAGGCACACCAGACAUGGUUCAAGGCCACACGGCCAGAGCCAGUCUCGGAUUGCAGAGUUUGCCAUUGCCCGCCAAUAUGGACGCUCACCAGAAGAGAUUGAUCGAUUGGUGCAACGAACAGCUUUGA